AUGCAAUCCGCAGCUACUGCAGUGAUCCUGUUCCUGUUGUCCGGUUUCGCGGUCUGUGCGGCGGAAGAUGUGGGACGCAUCACCAUCGUGGGUCUGUUUCCGUCCGAAGAUUCGGUAGAACAAAUGGCCUUUGAACUGGCCAUACAUAAAGUCAACUUGGACCCGGCACUUUCGAACGACGUCAAACUCGAAGGCCGAGUAGAAAUUGUCGACAUCAACGAUGGUUAUCAGACUAGCAAAAUAGUAUGCGAAUCUCUCGAGUCUGGCGUCGGAGCUAUUUUCGGUCCCGCAGGCUACGAGUCAUCGGUCAUAGUCCAAUCGAUAUGCGAUUCUAUGGAAAUCCCUCACAUCGAAACCCAUUGGAAAAUGAACCCUAUACAACAACCGAACUAUUACAUAAACGUUUAUCCGGAUCCGGUGGUCCUCAGUCGCGGGUAUACGGCCAUCGUCCGCGACAUGGAUUGGACAUCCUUUACUCUGCUGUACCAGCGAGAUGAAGGACUGUUAAGGUUGCAGCACUUAAUCCAAGAUUAUUCUGGACUGACCAAAUUAUCGGAUACUGAAUUAUCGGCUAUUACUAUCAUAAAGUUAUCAAAAAAUUACGAUUACCGACCUAUGCUCAAAGAGGUCAAAAAAUCUCUGGAGAGUCAUAUUGUCUUGGAUUGUGAUACAGAUAUCAUAUUAACUGUAUUGGGGCAAGCUGAAGAUGUAGGCCUAAUGGACGAUUACCACAGUUUUAUUAUUACUUCUCUGGAUGCACACACUAUAGAUUAUGGUCACUUACAAUUUAAACGUACCAAUAUCACUGCAGUGAAAUUAAUAGAUCCGUCAAGUCCAACAGUAACUAGUAUAAUGGCAGAUCUUGAAUUCGUUCAACAGAGAAUGAAUUUGAAUAUGGAAGUAUUUCGAGCAGAGACUAUUACAGUUAACGCGUUAUUGAUGUUUGAUGCGGUCAAUGUGUACGCUAAAGCGUUGCGUGGUAUUGGUGGCACAAAAGCCAUCAAGGCCGAACCGAACAGUUGUGCAAAUCGAUCGAUUACUGGAUGGUCCAGUGGAUUUAGUCUUAUCAACUUCAUGAGAGUCGUAGAAACCGAUGGUCUCACUGGCAAAUUACGAUUCGACCAAGAUUCUGGGUAUAGGAGUUAUUUCACAUUGGAAAUGGUUGAGUUGACAAAUACGGGGUUCAAGAAGAUCGGUGUUUGGGAUCCGCAAAAAGAAAUGUCGUACACGAGGACUAGGAAUCAAAUGCUGGACGAUCUGGUGAACGCAAACAUGAACAAGACUUUCAUUGUCGCAUCAAAAAUUACAGAGCCGUACAUGAUGUUGAAAGAAGAUCACAAAAAUCGCGUUGGCAAUGACAAGUACGAGGGAUACGUGGUUGAUUUAAUACAUAUGAUUUCGGAAGAGAUCAAUAUCACGUACGAGUUCAAAUUGCGGAACGAUGGUAAUGGCAAAAAAGACAAGAAGACUGGUAAAUGGGACGGACUUAUCGGAGAAGUUCAUGAACUGAGAGCCGACUUAGCUGUUUGUGAUCUGACCAUCACACACGACAGGAGGACAGCAGUUGAUUUUACGACUCCUUUCAUGAAUUUGGGAAUCAGCAUCUUGUUCAGUAAACCAAAAGAACCAGAAACAAAUUUAUUCUCUUUCACCCAACCCUUAUCGUUUCAUGUUUGGAUAUAUACUGCGACUGCAUACUUGGGUCUAUCAAUUAUUCUCUAUAUUUUAGCUAGGAUUACUCCUAACGAGUGGCAAAAUCCUCAUCCGUGUGCAUCAGAGCCUGAAGAACUCGAGAACUCGUUGUCUUUAAUAAAUUGUUUAUGGUUUUCUUUGGGGUCUAUAUUAUGCCAGGGGAGUGAAGUAUUGCCAAGAGCUUUUUCAACAAGAGUGUGCGCGUCGAUGUGGUGGUUUUUUGCAUUAAUCGUAACGCAGUCAUACACUGCUAAUUGGACCGCAUUUUUAACAUCAAGUCGAAAGGAGUCUGCGAUCAAAAGAGUUGAGGAUCUAGACAAACAGUCGACCAUAAAAUAUGGAUGCGUUAGAGGGCAAUCUACUGCCGGGUUUUUUGAGAACUCUGAUGUGAACCUUUAUCAAAAAAUGUAUAGCGUAAUGGAAACAUACGGUGACACAGUUAUGAUGUAUGACAAUAAACAGGGUGUAGACCGAGUGAAAAAAGAAAGAGAAGCCUACGCUUUUUUUAUGGAGUCCAGUACAAUUGAGUAUGAAGUCCAGAGAAAUUGUGAUUUGACAGAAGUAGGAACCUGGUUGGAUAACAAAGCAUAUGGAAUCGCAAUGCCUUUUAAUGCUCCACAUAGAACGGCAGUCAGUAUGGCAUUAUUAAAACUUUCCGAAUCUGGGAAGCUAAUGGAACUAAAAGACAAAUGGUGGUCGGUAUCUGAAGACAAAAUGUGUCCAAUACCUAAAAAAGAUUCUGCAGAGCUAGACGUAAAUGAAGUGGGAGGGAUGUUUGUCAUUCUUAUUUUGGGGUGUAUGUUAGGAUUUCUAUUCUCACUAUUGGAAUUCUUAUGGAACAUUCGAAAAGUGGCAGUCGCAGAAAAAUUAUCACCGUGGGAAGCAUUCAAGCUGGAAUUGAAAUUUGUGCUUAAAUGCCACCAUUCGACUAAACCAGUCAGACACACUACAUAUUCGGAUGAACAGUCUUCAGAAAACUAA
Messenger RNA from Macrosiphum euphorbiae (potato aphid), 2673 nucleotides. Lineage: Eukaryota; Metazoa; Arthropoda; Insecta; Hemiptera; Aphididae. The record is from the annotation of a GenBank genome assembly.